Molecule: messenger RNA, 2624 nt
Organism: Thalassophryne amazonica
Lineage: Eukaryota; Metazoa; Chordata; Actinopteri; Batrachoidiformes; Batrachoididae
Product: protocadherin alpha-4-like
Exons: 2
Coding region: 225-2624 (799 amino acids)
Biological process (GO): homophilic cell-cell adhesion
Cellular component (GO): plasma membrane
Molecular function (GO): calcium ion binding
Source: RefSeq, a predicted model, not a curated record
GGUGUCAGUGUUGAUCCAUCAGAGACAGCACUGAUGUCUGAUAGAACCAGCCUCCUCCUGAUGACUGAGAAGAUGCACAUUUUUUCUUCAGGCUUUGUUCUGAACAGAUCAGAACAGAAGAGACGAUUUUGCAAGUGUAUAUUCCUCAUUUUAAUCUAUUUUUUUUUCAUAUCACCACAUUGCAUGGUGUCAGGAAACCCUCAGUGCUCUCACUGGACAAAAACAUGACUUGUUUUUCUGGCUGGAGCUACAUUUGGAUAUAUGUCGGGAUUUUUCUGUUGGAUGUUUUUUGGGACGCAGCGUGUGCACAGCUCUCCUACACGGUCUCAGAGGAGGUAAACCCAGGGACUCCUAUUGGAAACAUCGCUAAAGAUUUAAACCUGAAUUUGCAGGAUUUACAGCCCCGCAUGUUUCAGAUCGUCACUGGAUCAAAGAGAAAAUUCUUUGAGGUAAACCUAAAGACUGGCGUUCUUUAUGUCGACGACAGAAUAGACAGGGAGGAGCUUUGCACGGAGGAAGUUAAAUGCUCUCUCACCGUCGAAGCUCUUAUUAACAAUCCGUUAAAACUUUAUCGUUUUGAUGUGGAUAUUUUAGAUGUAAAUGAUAACUCUCCUUUGUUUACAAACACGAUACAAAAUUUGCAUAUUGCAGAGAGUUCUUUGCCAGGGGUAAAAUUUGCUCUGUCCGAUGCAAGUGAUGCCGAUGCGGGGAAAAAUGGCGUGAGCACUUACAAACUGAGUCCAAAUGAAUAUUUCUCUCUGGCGGUGCACAAAGGAGCGGGGAGCGUGUCUGCUGAGUUAGUGCUGCAGAAAGCGUUAGACAGGGAGAAGCAGCCUGUCAUCGUGAUGACAAUAACCGCAGUAGAUGGCGGUAAUCCUCCAAAAUCAGGUACAUCACAACUCGUUAUAAAUGUUUUAGACAUUAACGACAAUAUCCCGCUAUUCAGUGAGUCAUUAUAUAAAACCACAAUUCUGGAAAACACCCCUUUGGGGAGAUCCGUGAUGGCUGUGAACGCCACAGACGCAGAUGAGGGCGUGAAUGGUGAGAUCAUCUAUUCACUGAGGAGCACUGAUCAAGACCGCGUGCUUGAUGUGUUUGAAAUUGAAAGUGAGACUGGUGUGAUUAAGGUAAAAGGAAAUAUAGACUAUGAGGAACGAAAAGCGUUUGAGAUACGCGUGGUGGCUACAGAUAGAGGCCAACCUCCGAUGUCUGCUCAUUGCAAAGUGCUGGUGGAAGUGGUCGACCUUAAUGAUAACGCGCCGGAGAUUAGCGUGACGUCAUUAGGUGACACAGUGAAUGAAGACGCCGUUAAAGGCACCGUGGUUGCGCUCGUUUCAGUGCGCGAUAAAGACGGUGGAAAAAACGGUGAUGUGAACAUUAAAGUAGAAGAUAAUGUUCCCUUUAAAAUGGAAACAACGUAUACAAAUUAUUACUCGUUGUUAGUUGAUGACUUCUUGGACAGAGAAAGCAUUUCUAAUUAUGACGUUACGAUAAUAGCAACUGAUGAAGGAACCCCAUCGCUCUCCAGCACGAGUGCUAUUUCUAUAAAAGUGUCUGAUGUCAAUGAUAAUGCGCCUCGGUUCUCAGAGCCAUUAUUUAAUAUAUACGUGAGUGAGAACAGUCCGGUAGGAUCAGUAAUUAAAACGGUGGCUGCCGUGGAUGCUGACUUUGGCCAGAACAGCCACGUGACGUACUCCGUUUUAAAAAGUAAUAAUGUACUCCCGCUCUCCACAAUGAUAAACGUCAACUCAGAUACUGGAGAAAUAAUCACUUUGCAGUCUUUUAACUUUGAGGAGUUAAAAACGUUCCACUUUAAAGUUCAGGCCACAGACUCUGGUGUUCCUCCACUCAGCAGCAACGUGACUGUGAACGUUUUUAUCCUGGAUGAGAACGAUAAUAAUCCCUCCAUUCUUGCUCCCUAUUCCGAGCACGGCUCUGGGAACAGUGAGAACAUUCCCUAUUCUGCAGAAGCUGGAUACUUUGUGGCAAAGAUCAGGGCUGUAGAUGCAGAUUCUGGAUACAACGCACUGCUUUCUUAUCAUCUCUCUGAGCCCAAAGGAAACAAUCUGUUCCGGAUUGGAACCAGCAGUGGAGAAAUCAGGACUAAGAGGAGAAUGAGUGACAAUGACCUGAAAAGUCACCCAUUGGUGGUGCUGGUUUGUGAUCAUGGAGAACCCUCUCUGUCAGCUACUGUGCCUAUCGAUGUAGUGGUGGUUGAAAGGACAGCAGACAUCCAGACUCAGUUCAGACAUGUGCCCAUAAAGGAGGACAGCUUCUCUGUUUUAAACCUCUAUCUGCUGAUCGCCAUUGUGUCAGUGUCAGUGAUCUUUCUGCUGAGCCUCAUCACUUUAAUAGCUGUCAAAUGCCACAGGACAGAUGGCAGUUUCAGCAGGUACAGCGCCCCAAUGAUCACCACCCACCCUGAUGGGAGCUGGUCUUACUCGAAAUCUACUCAGCAGUAUGAUGUGUGUUUCAGCUCAGACACACUGAAGAGCGAUGUUGUGGUUUUCCCCACACCGUUUCCACCUGUAGAUGCAGAACUGAUUAGUAUAAAUGGAGAUGAUUUUACCAGAACUCAGACUUUACCCAACAAAGACAAGGUUCAGGAGGGUGUUGCUCGUUGA